AUGAGAGCCAUCCAGAUCAAAGAGUUCAACGCUCCCUACGCGGUCUCAGAAGUAGAUAAGCCCAAACCCGAACCUCAUCAGCUUCUCGUGCAGAUCAAAGCGGGCGGGUUCUGUCAUACGGACUGCAUGGCUCUCAACGGAGAAUUCAACACCGAAUUGCCGUUCAUCGGAUCUCAUGAGCCAGCUGGUAUUGUCGUUGAAGUUGGGUCAGAAGCUGAGGGCUUUGAGGUCGGUGACCGGGUUGGAUGUCUGAACUUUGACAGCUGCUGUGGAAAGUGCCCGGACUGUAAGGCUGGAAAGCCAAUCUACUGCGAUGCUCCGAAGAUGAAGGGCAUCACCGCGGAUGGAGCAUGGGCAGAUUACAUGGUCGCCGACGCUCGCUUCACAGCCAAGCUGCCAAAUGAACUCGACUUCCCACAGGCAGCCUGCAUGAUGUGCGCCGGCAUUACCAUCUACGGAGGAAUCAAGAGAGCCCAAGUCCCACCCGGAGGCUCAAUCGGCAUUGUCGGGAUUGGUGGAUUGGGUCAUAUCGGAACUCAAUUGGCCAAAGCAAUGGGCUACAAAGUCGCAGCCAUCGAUGCAAAGCAAGAUACCCUAGAUCUCGUCUCAUCAUACGCCCUAAAACCCGACAUGACGAUACUCGCCACCGACUCCCCCUCAACCUCCAUGAAGAAAAUCACAGACGUCGUGCAAAGUGAUUACCCAGGUCUCGACGCCACGGUAAUAGCAACCGACGUCCCCGCAGCAUUCGAUUUGGCGGCCCAACUCACGCGCAAGCACGGCACGAUGGUUCUUCUAGGUCAGCCCGAGAAAGGCAUCACACUAUCCUAUCAAAACAUUAUUUUCAGAGAUAUAAAGCUUGUGGGCUCUUUGCUGGCUGAUCGUGAUCAGUUGGUGGAGCUGUUGGCGUUGGUGGUGAAGCACGAUAUUCGCGUCAAGGUUAAGGAGUGGAAGCCUGAGGAUGCGGAGAAGAUGAGGCAGGAGUAUUUGACUGGUAAACAGAGUGGGAAGAACGUCAUUGUAUUCUAG
Fusarium coffeatum is the source of this 1029-nucleotide messenger RNA. RefSeq lists its product as uncharacterized. Bases 1 to 1029 code for a protein of 342 amino acids. The record is from RefSeq and is a predicted model, not a curated record. The transcript has 4 exons. NCBI's taxonomy places the organism in Eukaryota, Fungi, Ascomycota, Sordariomycetes, Hypocreales, Nectriaceae. Gene Ontology annotation, molecular function: oxidoreductase activity.